AUGGUCCACUUUUCCAUCCAACUACCUCGACGAGUAACGCAGCAAGAAGGAUGCACAUCCCGCACACUUUCAAUGUUCGUCGACAGCUCGAAAAGAGUCUAUGUUUGCGUUGGUUACAUUACAACGGAUACACAAGCUGGAGAGCGCUAUACAAGACUAUACUGCGCAAAGUCAAAAGUGGCUCCCAUCGGAACAACUCAAACAAUACCAAAGCUCGAACUGCUAGCCAUAUUUAUCGGAAUGAAUUUGCUGGAAUACAUUGUAACCAAGAGCGGACUGAAGUUCGAUAAAAUCAACCUGUUCAGCGACUCUACCAUAGCCCUCGCCUGGAUCCACUCCAAAAAGCGACUUCCUUCUCUUGUUACCAACUUGACACAGAAGAUACAGCUGACUAGAGAACGUCUUGAACAAUACCGGCAUGUCCAAAUUUACCAUGUUCCCACAGAAGAAAAUGUUGCUGAUCAUGCAACCCGCGGUCUUUCACAAGCAGAAGCCAGCGAUCACGUAUGGUUCAAAGGACCUCGAUGGCUUAAUGAGCGGGAGCAACAUUGGCCUGUUCGUCAGGUAGAACAGCUAAGUCAAGCAGAAGAAGAAGACUCUCUCGCAAUAAUUGCCACUAUGGUAACACCUUUCACCACCCUGACAAGGCAACCAAGAAUCUGGCCUACUGAAGCAGUCAGUAGCUAUGACAAGCUCAAAAGGAUUGUUGCCUAUUCCUUACGAUUUGUACGCAAAAUCAGCAAAGGCAAACUUUAUCAACUUGACGAGCACUGCGAAACGUUCGGCGGCAUUCCGAAUGCCCAAGAGAUGAUAAUCGCAGAACGCCACCUACUUCGAGAAGAGCAACAGCAGUCUGAUCUGCAAUCGUUCAUAAACAGCUGCAAAAACAAGACCAUCAAGGAAGACCUACAUGGAAUUACUAGAAAAUUUGUAAAUUCACGACCAUUAACGACAAUCGGAGAAGCUGCUGACAACAAUGAAGUACUUCGCCCAAUCGACUUCGUGUACAAAAACAUUCGACAUGGCAUCGAAGUUAUACGACAAGACGAGCAACAUCAGGAAGACCCUCCAUACCAACCUACUCCGGAAAUUUCCACGCAAUUGGACGCAAAGAAGGCCAUUUCUGAUGCAGAGACACUUACCAACAAGUUCUGGGACAAAUGGAAAACAGAGUAUCUCUUGGAACUGCGCGAACGCCACGUACUUUAUGGAAGCAAUUACAAGUCAUCGAAAAAUAAUCCGUGCGUUGGCGACAUUGUGCUUAUCGAUGAUGAUCUGAAGACAUCCAGAGACCACUGGCCAAUGGGUGUGAUCGAGGACUUAGUCAAAAGCAAGGAUGGAGAAGUACGAAGCGCCGUACUUAAAACCGGAACUGGGAGAUGCGUACAGCGUCCCAUCAAUCGCCUCAUUCCACUGGAAAUUCGUGCCACAAUGGAUUCGAACGCAAUGACAAGCACUUCACACGACAAUGAGGAACCUCAGAGUAGCAUACAAGCUCUACCACAACGCAAACCUCUUGAAAGAAAGGCUAAAAAACCCAUCAAUUAUAACGAAAACGUGGUAUUACCGAAACGUCGUCCAUGGAAUGCGCUCAGCAUUUUACUAGCCUUGACAGCAUGCAGCAUUAUACAUUCUGCACAAGGACAAGUGCUGAACUGCACGAACACUGGAUUCAUACUCAACUUAUCGUCGAUUCCGGACGUAAACAGCAGGAGUGAAGUAUGUGUCAAUCGCAUUCAUUGUCAGAGCAUACACACGGAUCAGCAACCCAUACAAAGAUAUCUACCGCCACAUCAGCUAACUAACCCAUAUUCCGUGAAAUGGCGUGCUAUCAUGAAUACCACACUAUACGAAGAGGAAGUGAUGUGCCCAGAGCAAUCAGUGUGCAAUUCCAUACAUUGCACAUUCUGUCCCCUUCUACUCGGCAACCCACGCUGUUUUCCGAAAACAACCAUCGCAGUAAUAGCUACGGUCAUUUACAUCAUUACACUACUCACCACCAUCUCAACAUAUCUGGUGGCACGUGCAGCAGUCAUGCUCAAACAAAGAUGCCGUUCGCUCAAAGACUCGAAGCAUACAACGAUGGAUUCCACGACAACAGAACAAGCCGAAAAUGUGGAAAUGCAUCCGAAUACCGAUACGCAAGCACGUCCAAGGAAAACUUCCGGCGGUCAUACGACAAGAUCCAAGCUCAUCUUCUCGCUUUCAAUACUGGCUGUAACAAGUUGCUGUCAGCACACCCAUGUUCUCAACACCAAGGAUCUGAUUUGCACCGACUUUCUUGGAGAUUCAAGAUGUAGGAAUGUCGAGGAGCAUACCUUCGCAAUGAGCAGCUUCAAACGCGAAGUUUGCAUGAAGAUCAUGUACAAAGGAGAACUGAUCGCGACAUUACAUAUACAACUCGACAGCAUAAGAUUUGAGUGCAUACCUGUCACUCACUUCUUCACCAGGAACGCUGAGCUUAUAACAGUCUCUUCCAAACGAUGCGCUCAAGCCGGCAGUUGCACGCAACAAAGAUGUCGCACAAUCGCACAAAACUCGUUCGUUCCGGAAUUAAACGGCUCAUACCACCUUCCUGGAGUGACACGAUGCCAAGAAUCGUGUGGAGGAAUUGGUUGUGGGUGCCUCUUACCAAUGCCAGGCUGUCUUUUUUCCCGUACCUAUUCAAAACCGAAGGACGACCUCAUCUACAAAGUCUUUUCCUGUCCUGUGUGGAAUGAAAAAGCACGAAUACGAGCUCGAGUAACCUUCGUUACGGGCAAGGAAGUGGUGACAAACAUGGACAUAUUACCGCAAGAAACAGUGAGCAUGGACAAGAUGAACUUUACCCUUGACUUCAUUACGACUCCCACAAUUUCCAUUCUGGAUCGGAAGUUCGUCCAGGUGUACAACCGUACCAACCCGCAGACCAUGAUAUCCCCGUCCGACGACACGUUCGCAGUCAAGUGCAGCACAUCAGAGGUCGCAAAAAAUUUGACAAAGUGCCGUGUCAUGGAUACGUGCAAAUGCACCUCAAGAUCCACACUCGCUGUUUGCUACUGCGCCAAUGUCAACAUCACAGAAAGGAUGGAUUCCUUGGAUACUAUGCUACCCCUGCACAGCUCAGAAUUUUCUCUGGAAGCCGACGAAAAUUCAGUAACAGUUGUAAGCCACACCUCCAUCGCAGAAGUUUCCUUAUCAACUGAAGCCAGAUGGAAAACUGCUACGGUUAUCAUACCCACCAAAUGCGAGAUCCACGCCUCCGAAGCGAAAGGCUGCUACAACUGCCUCCAAGGAGCAAGACUGGUCUUCACAUGCACUUCCAAAAUCAGGACAAUUGCGGAAGUUGCCUGCACUGAUCAUCACUACACGAUAGAUUGCGGACCGAAAGCAACUAAUACGACCGUACUAAUCAGUUCCAAUACCGCCAACUAUGCUGCACAAUGUAGCACCCAGUGCGGAUCACAAAAACAUGAUUUGCACAUCAUCGAAUCGCUUUAUUACCACUCCAUAUGGAAAGACGAUUUGGAACACGCUAGCAUCGAAACGGCCAAUUACGUGGACUUAAUCAACAUUCCUGACCUCAGCAACAUAGCUCAGGUUAUGUCUCACUGGUGGACCACUUCGCUUACAGCAGCAGCUGUAGUAGCAUUGUCAAUAGCUGCCACACUGAUCUGUGGACCUGCUCUGUUUCGCAAAUGUAUGUUCUUCUAA
Molecule: messenger RNA, 3693 nt
Organism: Cylicocyclus nassatus
Lineage: Eukaryota; Metazoa; Nematoda; Chromadorea; Rhabditida; Strongylidae
Source: the annotation of a GenBank genome assembly